AUGUCUGUUUCGGAUCCGUCGCCAGAGUCAUUUAGUGAACAAAGCAAUGGAAAUGAAGAUAUCGAGGAGGGAUUAAAUACUGAAUUUUCAACACCUUUACAAGUUGGACAACCUGAAACUUCACCAAAUAUAUCACCUAAGGCUACAGUGGCAUUCUCUAUACUUUGUGAUCUAUUAGAUGAAUGUACAUUAGACGUAAUAUUUGAAGCGCAUCGAGAAGCAAAAUUGUCAUCAUCCAUUUGCCAAAUAUGCAAUACUGAGUGUCGCUCUUUUGUGGUUCAACCGGGGAUGGAUAUUUUUGGCAAUCAUCCUCAACUGAAUAACCCUCCAACUUUUGAAUGUGUAAACUGCCAACGUCCUUAUCCAUCAAAAAGAUAUGCACCACAUCUUGAAAAAUGUAUGGGUCUGGCGGGUAGAAGUUCAAGUCGGGUUGCAAAUCUAAGGUUAAGCAGCGAAGGGAAUCCUUCGUCACCGUACACUCCCGUUUACUCUGAAGACAACGCAAAUCAAAGUGAUUCUGAUGAUGAUUUAUAUGUCGAAAAAAAACGUAAGCAAGAAAUCAAAUGGGAAAUCGAGGGCAUCAUCGCCGGCCAAAUUUUCCAAGCUAAGAAGACAAAAGUCGUCUUGCAAUGUCGGACACGGUUGAAGCUCCGAACUUUGUCUCAUCGAUUGUGGCAAAG
This is a messenger RNA of Racocetra persica, 680 nucleotides long. The record is from the annotation of a GenBank genome assembly. Lineage: Eukaryota; Fungi; Glomeromycota; Glomeromycetes; Diversisporales; Gigasporaceae.